This is a messenger RNA of Amborella trichopoda, 2052 nucleotides long. Lineage: Eukaryota; Viridiplantae; Streptophyta; Magnoliopsida; Amborellales; Amborellaceae. The record is from RefSeq and is a predicted model, not a curated record.
GUACCGGGAGCCCCAAGAAUCCCAACAGGCAACAAUAAUUCAAAGAUCUUUCCCUCUCCUCUCUCUUUCCGAUUUUUUCUCUCUACAAUUUGCCGGACAUGUGGAUCUCCCUUGCCCACCUGCAACUCUGAUCAAUUCUCUCUCCUCUUUCUCUCUCCAAGUUCUUGCCCUUCUUCUCUCUCUCUAGGUAUUUUUAGGGGGCACACCCUGUUGUUCCGUAUGAACUGGUUUGUCAAGCUUGGGGGUUCUCCGAAUUCGAACCAUUUCAUCACUUGUCUAUUGAUAUUCGUUCUCCAUUAUUCGCCUCAAGUUACGCCUGUUUUGUUAAAUUUUGAGACCAAAUUGAAGUCUGAGUCUUUAUUUCCAUAGAAGCAUGGAGUCUGCUCAAUCAGAGGCUGUUUGACUCUGUUGACAUAUAAAAAGAGAGUAUCAAAAGAAAACAAGCGACAAAACAAUAUCCACGAAGCAACUUUGUGUGGUUUACUUCCUUUCGGAAGCCGCAUCCAUGGAAGAAGAAGGUCAAAUUCUACUAUUCUCCAAGGAGACACAAGUCUUCAAGUGUGAGUAUGGAGAAGGACGGGUCAUCUUUACCUUCGGUCAUUGUGAUAGGGGCUGGGAUUUCAGGAAUUGCGGCUGCUCGUGUUCUGCAUGAUGCCUCUUUCAAGGUGGUCGUAUUGGAAUCAAGGAAUCGAAUUGGUGGCCGAGUGUAUACUGAUUAUUCAUUUGGUUUUCCAGUUGACAUGGGUGCCUCAUGGUUGCAUGGUGUCUGCAAUGAAAAUCCCUUGGCUCCACUGAUUCGAACAUUAGGUCUUCCAUUAUAUCGUACAAGUGGAGACAACUCGGUGUUGUAUGACCAUGAUUUGGAAAGUUGUGCACUUUUUGAUACUGAUGGCAGUCAAGUACCUCAACAACUAGUUUUAGAGGUCGGCGAGAUAUUUGUUAAGAUUCUCAAAGAGACAGAGAAAGUGAGAGAUGAACACCGCAAGGACAUGUCCGUGCACCAAGCGCUGUCAAUUGUUUUGGAUAGAUAUCCUCAUUUAAGACCAGAGGGGCUGGCCCUCAAAGUACUACAAUGGUAUUUAUGCAGAAUGGAAGGAUGGUUUGCAGCGGACACGGAUGCCAUUUCGCUUAAAAACUGGGAUCAGGAACAAAUGCUUACUGGUGGACAUGGGCUAAUGGUGCAAGGGUACCAUCCUCUUAUAAAUGGUCUUGCAAAAGGUCUGGACAUCCUAUUAGAACACAGGGUUGUGAGUGUUACACAUUCAUAUAAUGGGGUGACGGUGACAAUCGAGGGUGGGAGGAGUUUCUCAGCGAAUGCUGCUAUUGUAACAGUGCCUUUAGGAGUUUUGAAAGCCAAACUGAUUGAGUUUGAGCCAAAGCUUCCAGAGUGGAAAGAAUCAGCCAUUUCAGAUUUGGGUGUUGGUAGUGAGAACAAGAUUGCUCUUCACUUUGAUUCUGUUUUUUGGCCAAAUGUUGAGGUUUUGGGAGUGGUGGGGCCUACCCCAUCUGGGUGCACCUACUUCUUGAACCUUCACAAGGCCACAGGCCAUCCAGUCCUUGUAUACAUGCCAUCGGGCAGGCUCGCCCAUGAUAUAGAGAAAAUGUCAGAUCAGGCGGCUGCCAACUUUGCCAUGACUCAGCUUAAGAGGAUUUUACCAGAUGCUAUUGAACCAGUCCAGUAUCUGGUUUCACGUUGGGGCUCUGAUCGUGAUUCCCUUGGGUGCUAUUGCUGUGACCUCGUGAACAAGCCAGAUGAUAUAUAUGAGAGGCUUCAAUUACCAGUUGGUUCACUCUUCUUUGCAGGGGAGGCAGUUUCCACUACCCACUCAGGAACUGUUCAUGGGGCUUUCGCUUCUGGAGUUUUAACUUCUCAAAAUUGUCACAACCACCUUCUAAAACUUUCCGGACACCUCUAUGGAGACCUAAGUUUAUUCCAACCUGUAAUGGGUGGAGAUAUCUCUGUUGCUUCGGCUCCUUUGACAAUAUCAAGGAUGUGAGUUUAUGACAACUUAAACUUUUGAUACCAAUAAAAAAAAUAUGUAACUUUAGAGG